Molecule: messenger RNA, 723 nt
Organism: Guillardia theta CCMP2712
Lineage: Eukaryota; Cryptophyceae; Pyrenomonadales; Geminigeraceae
Exons: 6
Coding region: 61-699 (212 amino acids)
Source: RefSeq, a predicted model, not a curated record
UCGGUCCUUGUCACCUCCUGCCAGCAGGUCGAGGCCAACGUCGUCCUCCUGCGGUACAACAUGAGCUGGACCCCAGCAAGAGCGGCAUGGCUGGAGGAGGUUGGAAAGCUUCCCUGGAUCAAGGUGCAGAGGAGAGACCUGCUGCACAAGCUGAGAGAGAAGAGUCGCUUCUCUUGGACGUCAGUUGGGCUCUUCUUCCGCAAGCUGGUGCUCGAGAGGGAGCUCAUCAUCCCUCAAGCUGUCAUCCGAGCCAACGCCCAGCUGACGUUCCAGCUGGAGGGAGCAGAGCUGACGUCACAGGCGGAGGGAGCAGAGGCACAAGCUCGUCGGAUGAAACUCGUGCGGCACAGCGAGGACUUUGAGCUCCUCGACAGCCUCGUGCGCGGCGAGCUGCAGAACCGCGUCCUCUGCUACGACCUCCUGCAGUUUCUUGAUGCGAGGAGGCCCAAGAACGUGAGCCUGGAUGACUGGAACGAUCUUCUCCUCUCCAAGUUCGACUUCCAGAGCGUGCCAGGCAUGGGAGUCCUUGACAUACCUGACUUGGAGGAGCAGGAAGGUUUACUAGCUGGAGGAGCUGUAGUCCUUGGAUACCUCACCCUCUGCGCUAUCGCCGUGGGAGCAUUCAUCGCAACCGUCUACCUUCAGCAGGUGCAGGAGAUGGGCUACAUGGAGGAAGCGAUAUCGCUACUAAUCUCUUGAUUCAUCAAAUCUUCUCGAAUCCCC